AUGAGCCGGCCUCCAUCCAAGCGGCGGCGCUUCUACGAUCAGUUUCCGACAAGCGCGAUCGACCAGGACGAUAUCUUCUCAACACCUUCAGCCGCUCACAUCUUUGGAGCCGCUUCCGCUUCCGCUUCGACGUCUCGCUAUAGCCCCACGCCCGACGAGCUACAUCCCACCUCGUACGAGAUCACUCUCAAUCACAAUGCCCAGCUCAAGCGAUCGCUUCACCCCUCUUCAUUCUGCUGUGCAGAUGGGGAAAGGAAGGAAUACGGAGCGCGCCUGGUCACAUGGACGAGCAGCUGCGGCACACGGGAAGUGACAAGUGAUCGAUACGACGCCGUACACCUGCUGUCGGAACUGCCCGAGAAACCACUGAUUUGCAGAGUCACCAACGUAGACGAAGACGAUAGAGGCUGGUCGGACCUAGACAGCGAUACAGAAGACCUUUUCUAUAUGACCUCUGACGAAGCUGCCACUUUCACACAUCAAAAAGCAAAAGCCGCAAUGGAAGCACAACACACUGCACGCUUGGCCCAACUCGACUCUCCCGCCCCCUCCCCUCCUCCUCCUACCUCUACGACAGCGGAAGACGCAAUGCCACCUCCGCUGAGCAAAUCUCAGUUCGAACUGAUGCAGAAGACUGCAAAGGUCGUGUCCUCUUCGACCAACGUUUCGCUGCUCGAACUCAAGAUCCUCGCCAAUCACGGAGGUGAUCCUCGAUUCGCUUUCUUACGAACGGAUGGUGGGGAGCAGCGCAGGCUGGGUCAGAUUUGGAAAGAUUUGAAGGCUCGGCAGGGUGAGGUGAGCUACGAAGAGGCGCUGAAGAUGUGCGAUGACGGGGGCGGACGCGGGCAAGGUGCAAAGUCCAGCAGUGGUGGGGGGCUGGUCGCAUACGGUGAUAGCGAUAGCGACAGCGAGAACGAGUCGGACAUUCAGCCUAGGGAGAAGGAAGCAGAGACUACAGAAGCAACAGUAGCAAUACCAGCCGCAGAUGUGAUACCAGCAGCAGAUGAACAAGACGCAGCAUUACUCAAAAAACAAAAGCAAGCCGAGCGUCUAGCACGGGCCAAACUGUGGCUCCAAACCCGAUCUUCUCAACCCACCUCAGCAUCCGCCUCUAAACCUCCCAUCUAG
Sporisorium graminicola is the source of this 1128-nucleotide messenger RNA. RefSeq lists its product as uncharacterized. NCBI's taxonomy places the organism in Eukaryota, Fungi, Basidiomycota, Ustilaginomycetes, Ustilaginales, Ustilaginaceae. The record is from RefSeq and is a predicted model, not a curated record. The coding region runs from base 1 to 1128 and encodes 375 amino acids. The transcript has a single exon.